Messenger RNA from Erinaceus europaeus (western European hedgehog), 5980 nucleotides. It is a transcript of the gene PLXNC1, whose product is annotated as plexin C1. Gene Ontology annotation, molecular function: semaphorin receptor activity; protein binding. The record is from RefSeq and is a predicted model, not a curated record. Gene Ontology annotation, biological process: semaphorin-plexin signaling pathway involved in axon guidance; regulation of cell shape; positive regulation of axonogenesis. Bases 503 to 5206 code for a protein of 1567 amino acids. Lineage: Eukaryota; Metazoa; Chordata; Mammalia; Eulipotyphla; Erinaceidae. The transcript has 30 exons. Gene Ontology annotation, cellular component: semaphorin receptor complex.
GGAGGGGAGGUGGGCGUGGAGGCAGGGCGGAGGCAGAGGCUGGGCGCGGGGGCCAGUUGCAGUCCACUUUCACAAUGGGAAAGUGAGCCGCUCCAGCGCACCCACCUCUCCAGCCUCCCGCCCGCAGCUCCCGCCCGCCCUCGUCUCCCCUCCCCUCCCCUCCCCUCCCCGCCCUGCCCUCCCCGCCCGCGAGCACCAGCCCCAGCUCUGCACGGAGGAACUCUCGGGAGAAGGCGGGCCGGGAGGAAGCGCCACCGCCGCCGCCGCCGCCACCACCGCCACCGCCACCGCCGCACAGGCAGCCGGAGCGAGCCCGCCGCGCCCCCCGCGCCCCGCGCCCCCAGAGCCCCGCGCCCCGCGCCCCGGCGAGCUGCGGGCAUGGGGCGGCCGCGGGAGCCCGAGCGCGCGCAGGAGCCGCCGCCGCCCGCGCCUCCGUGCGGGUCUCCGCGCGCCUGAGCCGCCCAGCCGCCGCGCGCCCUGCCGGGGCGGCCCCGCCAGCCGCAUGGAGGUCUCCCGGAGGAAGGCGCCGCCGCGCCCGCAGCGCCCGCCGCGCCCCGCCGCGCCGCUGCCCCUGCUCGCCUAUCUGCUGGCGCUGGCGGCGCCCGGCCGGGGCGCGGACGAGCCGGUGUGGCGGUCGGAGCAAGCCAUCGGAGCCAUCGCGGCGAGCCGGGCGGACGGCGUGUUCGUGGCGAGCGGCAGCUGCCUGGACCAGCUGGACUACAGCCUGCAGCGCCGCCUCUCGCGCCUGUACCGCGCCCGCGCCGGCAACUGCUCCGAGCCCGUGCCCCUGGCGCCCCCCGAGCGGCCGCGGCCCGGCAGCAGCUUCAGCAAACUGCUGCUGCCCUACCGCGAGGGGGCGGCCGGCCCGGGGGGGCUGCUGCUCACCGGCUGGACCUUCGACCGCGGCGCCUGCGAGGUGCGGCCCCUGGGCAGCCUGAGCCGCGGCUCCCUGCGCAACGGCACCGAGGUGGUGUCGUGCCACCCGCAGGGCUCCACGGCCGGCGUGGUGUACCGCGACGCCGCCGACGGCCGCUGGUACCUGGCGGUGGCCGCCACCUACGUGCUGCCCGAGCCCGACACGGCCAGCCGCUGCAACCCGGCGGCGUCCGACCGCGACACGGCCAUCGCGCUCAAGGACACGGAGGGCCGCAGCCUGGCCACCACGGAGCUGGGCCGCCUCAAGCUGCGCGAGGGCGGCGGCAGCCUGCACUUCGUGGACGCCUUUCUCUGGAACGGCAGCGUGUACUUCCCCUACUUCCCCUACAACUACUCGAGCGGCGCCGCCACCGGCCGGCCCGGCAUGGCGCGCGUGGCGCAGAGCUCCGAGGUGCUGCGCUUCCAGGGCCAAGUGGCCCUCGCCUGCGGCCACGGCCACCCCGACGGCCGCCGCCUGCUGCUGUCCUCCAGCCUGGUGGAGGCGCGGGACGUCUGGGCGGGCGUGUUCAGCGCGGCCACCGAGGAGGGCGGGCGGAGGCGCUCGCCGGCCACCACGGCGCUGUGCCUCUUCAGGAUGCGGGAGAUCCAGGCGCGCGCGCGGAGCUGCAGCUGGGACUUCCAGGGCACCGACCCCGACUGCAAAAACGGGGAUCGACCUGAAAGAGUGGAACCAAUUGCAUCCGCUACCCUGAUCCACUCGGACCUGACAUCCGUUUACGGCACUGUGGUUAUGAACAGGACCGUCUUGUUCUUGGGGACUGGAGAUGGCCAGUUACUUAAGGUUAUUCUUGGUGAAAAUCUGACUUCAAAUUGUCCUGAGGUUAUCUAUGAAAUUAAAGAAGAAACACCUGUUUUCUACAAACUUGUUCCUCACCCUGAGAAGAAUAUCUACAUCUACUUAACAGCUGGGAAGGAGGUGAGGAGGGUCCUGGUGGCAAACUGCGGCAAGCACCAGUCUUGCUCGGAGUGUCUGGCAGCGGGGGACCCUCACUGCGGCUGGUGCCACUCGGUGCAAAGGUGUACUUUUAAAGAAGAUUGUAUACAUCCACAAAACUGGCUGGACAUUUCUUCUGGAGCUAAAGCUUGCCCUCAGAUUGACCUGUUUCGAAGAAGUAAAGAUAAGACGACGGUAGCUGUGGCGGGGAGCUUUCCAGCAAGACAGUCGGAGUGCCUGGUGAAGGACGUGGGCUCUGGCAGGGAGCUGUGCCGGGGGAGAAGCCCACCAAACGGGACCUGCACCUGCAGCGUCCCCAUCACCAGACCAUCCUACAGAGACUUGUCCGUUAUCCACGUGACCUUCUCCUUCGGUUCUUGGAACCUGUCAAAAAGAUUCGACUUCACUAACUGCUCGUCAUUAAGAGAGUGCCCAGCAUGUAUUGGAACUGGCUGCGCUUGGUGUCAAAGUGAGACGAAAUGUAUCCACCCCUUCACAGCUUGCGAACCUUCUGAUUACAAGAGAAGCCAGGAGCUCUGUCCAGCUGCCACAGAGAAGCAGGCACCAGCCAAGACUCCAGGAGGGGGAAGGUCCAAAGAGAGUAGGGGUAACAGAACCAACCAGGACUUGCAGGUCUUCUCCGUUAAGUCCAUUGAGCCACGGAAAAUAUCAACCUUAGGAAAAAGCAAUGUGAUAGUCACAGGAGCCAACUUCACCCAGGCAUCUCACAUCACCAUGGUCCUGAAAGGCACCAGCACUUGUGAUCAGGAUGUUAUUCAGGUGAGCCAUGUGCUGAAUGACACCCAUAUGAAAUUCUCUCUUCCAUUGAGCCGAAAGGAAAUGAAGGCCGUGUGCAUCCAGUUUGACGGAGGGGACUGCUCUUCUGCGGGAGCCUUGUCUUACAUCGCUCUGCCACGCUGCUCCCUUAUUUUCCCCGCCACCACCUGGAUCAGUGGUGGCCAGAACAUCACCAUCAUGGGCAGAAACUUUGACGUGAUUGACAACUUGGUCAUCUCACACGAGUCCAAAGGAAACAUCAAUGUGUCUGAAUAUUGUGUGGAGACCUACUGCAGAUUUCCAGCCCCCAGUUUGAAGAGUUCAAAGGCACACACAAACGUCACAGUGAAGCUAAGAGUUCAGGAGACCUAUCUGGACUGUGGCAACCUGCAGUACCUUGAGGAUCCCAGGUUCACAGGCUAUCGGGUCGACCCUGAGGUGGACACCGAGCUGGAAGUGAAAAUCCAGAAAGAAAAUGAUAACUUCAACAUUUCCAAGAAAGACAUCGAAAUUACUCUCUUCCAUGGGGAAAAUAGGCAGUUAAAUUGCAGUUUUGAAAACAUUACUAGAAAUCAAGAUCUUACCACCAUCUUCUGCAAAAUUAAAGGCAUCACGACCGCCAACAGCAUAGCCACUUCUUCCAAGAAAGUGCGCGUAAAGAACCAGAGAGGUCGGCUUUCGUUUCCCCAAGCUAACACACCCGCCUGGUGCUGCUCUCUGUCUGUCUCCCCAGCCGCUGUGGUGGUGACCAGACACAAGUCCAAGGAGCUGAAUCGAAAGCAGAGCCAGCAGCUAGAGCUCCUGGAGAGCGAGCUGCGGAAGGAAAUCCGUGAUGGCUUUGCAGAGCUGCAGAUGGAUAAAUUGGAUGUGGUUGAUAGUUUUGGAACUGUUCCCUUCCUUGACUACAAACACUUUGCUCUGAGAACUUUCUUCCCGGAGUCAGGCGGCUUCACACACAUCUUCACUGAAGAUACGCAUAAUAGAGAUGCCAGUGACAAGAAUGAAAGUCUCACAGCUUUGGAUGCUCUGAUUUGUAAUAAAAGUUUCCUUGUUACUGUCAUCCACACCCUUGAAAAACAGAAGAACUUUUCGGUGAAGGACAGGUGUCUGUUUGCUUCCUUCUUAACCAUCGCCCUGCAAACCAAGCUGGUCUACCUGACCAGCAUCCUGGAGGUUCUGACCAGGGACCUGAUGGAACAGUGCAGCAACUUGCAGCCGAAACUCAUGCUGAGGCGCACGGAGUCUGUGGUGGAGAAGCUGCUGACUAACUGGAUGUCUGUCUGCCUCUCCGGGUUCCUUCGGGAGACGGUCGGCGAGCCCUUCUACCUGCUGGUGACGACUCUGAACCAGAAGAUCAACAAGGGCCCCGUGGAUGUCAUCACCUGCAAGGCCUUGUACACCCUGAACGAGGACUGGCUGCUGUGGCAGGUCCCAGAAUUCAGCACGGUGGCACUAAACGUUGUCUUUGAGAAGAUCCCAGAAAACGAGAGUGCAGACGUCUGUCGGAGUAUCUCGGUCAACGUUCUGGACUGCGAUACCAUCGGCCAAGCCAAAGAGAAGAUCUUCCAGGCCUUCCUGAGCAAGAACGGCUCUCCCUACGGACUGCAGCUGAAUGAAAUCGGUCUCGAGCUCCAGGUAGGCACCCGUCAAAAAGAACUUCUGGAUAUUGACGGCUCUUCGGUGAUUCUGGAAGAUGGGGUAACUAAGCUGAACACCAUCGGCCACUAUGAGAUAUCAAAUGGAUCAACUAUAAAAGUCUUUAAGAAGAUAGCAAACUUCACUUCAGAAGUGGAGUACUCCGACGACCACUGCCACCUGAUCUUGCCAGACUCAGAAGCAUUCCAGGACGUGCAGGGAAAGAGACAUCGUGGGAAGCACAAGUUCAAGGUGAAGGAGAUGUAUCUGACGAAGCUGCUGUCGACUAAGGUGGCAAUUCAUUCCGUGCUUGAGAAGCUUUUCAGAAGCAUCUGGAGUUUACCCAACAGCAGAGCCCCGUUUGCUAUCAAAUACUUUUUCGACUUUUUGGAUGCCCAGGCGGAAAGCAAAAAAAUCACGGACCCUGAGGUCGUGCAUAUUUGGAAAACUAACAGCCUUCCUCUUCGUUUCUGGGUAAACAUCCUGAAGAACCCUCAGUUUGUCUUUGACAUCAAGAAGACACCACACAUAGAUGGCUGUCUGUCAGUGAUCGCCCAGGCGUUCAUGGACGCGUUUUCUCUCACAGAGCAGCAGCUCGGGAAGGAAGCACCAACUAAUAAACUACUUUAUGCUAAGGACAUUCCGACCUACAAAGAAGAAGUCAAAUCUUACUACAAAGCAAUCAGGGAUCAGCCUCCAUUGUCAUCUUCAGAAAUGGAAGAAUUCUUGACUCAGGAAUCUAAGAAACACGAAAAUGAAUUUAAUGAAGAAGUGGCCUUGACAGAAAUCUACAAAUACAUCGUAAAGUAUUUUGAUGAGAUUCUAAACAAACUAGAAAGAGAACGAGGGCUGGAAGAAGCACAGAAACAACUCUUGCAUGUGAAAGUUUUAUUUGACGAAAAGAAGAAAUGCAAGUGGAUGUAAGUGCCCUGGGCCCCGGCUCAGGCUGGCAAAGUCCCUCAGACGGCUUGGGAGCAGAGCCGCUCCUGGAGCUACUCAUGUCGUUAAAGGUUUUAAGUUUGCACAUAGGUUCCACUUUGAGCACCGUCUUUCCAGAGGCCAGGGCACACGCACAGCUUUCCAAAAGCGACCUACCACUGUGCCUGUGCACAUUGUGGGCACCCUUCUGUAAAGCGAGCUGGGGUGGUUGAUGCAAACAGCCUCCUUGUUUACAGAGAACAGGGCCAGUAACAAGUGUCAGUAUUGGGCUAGUCUCCACUUAAGCACAAUGAUAGAAGUGGUUUAGUUGGGAAAGGACAGCUCGGUAGCACUCGUGACUACACCGCACGUCUGCAGAAAAGGGACACUGCCGAUGAUCGUGAAACGAUCAUCGUGACGUCGUGAAACGAGGCAUCUGGAAACAAGGUGGGGGUGUUAGGGCAGCCUCCAGGUUCCCGGCAUUGAAACUUGCCCCAGGAGUUCUUGGAAAGGCUGGCGGCAGAAUUUGGUAGUGUGUACAUUUAGCAUUUGUGAGUGUGUGUCUGUGUUUUUAAACCAAAAACUAACAGUGUUGCAACAUUGUUGAAAGGGCUCGUGUUUUUUCAGUGAUAACUGCACUCCACCAGACACUCCAUGUCCCCCGGGGGCUCUAAAGCAAGGAGAAGGAAGUAGGCUUUAUUUCAGUGCAACAGCAUUGGACUCCGGACACUGUCCUCAAUCUGUGUUCCUUUUGCAUUUUAUUUUUUCAUACUUAAUGUG